CUCUGUCACUCAGCCCCUGGUAGGGUUGCGCACUGAGACUGAGAGGCCUAAACCCUUUUUGGCAAAGAAGAAAGCGGCAGUAUUAUCAAAGGAGGGGCAAGUGUGACCUGAAGAAUCGCAGAAAUCAGGAUGAUGAGCUUCAAUGACCCGUCAACAGCCCUCCUAGCAGCUUGCGGUGGUGACACUGUUAAGCUUUUCGAUGUUUCUGUCGACCCAGGUGAUCCCUGCAUAUUAAGCUACAUACCUUCAGCAGGGUCCCAAGUGAAUUCAGUGAAGUGGAAUCACACCAAUUUGGUUGUUGCUAGUGCUGGAGAUGAUAGAAAGAUCUCAUUGUGGAGGAAAAAUGGGCAAAGCAUGGGGACGAUUCCAGUUUCUGGAAGUGACAGUGGAGACAAUAUUGAUGAAUCAAUAUUGGCAAUUAGCUUUAGCAGUAAAAGCUCUAGGUAUAUCUGCUCUGGAGGCAGUGGUCAAGUUGUAAGAAUAUGGGAUUUGCAAAGGAAAAGGUGUAUCAAGUGGUUGAAGGGCCACACAGAUACAAUUACGGGUGCAAUGUACAAUUGCAAAGAUGAGUACUUGGCCUCCAUUAGUUUGAAGGGGGAUCUUAUUCUUCAUAACCUCAGUUCUGGAGCAAGGGUUGCUGAAUUCAAGGACCCCAAAGAACAGGUACUGAGAGUGCUUGAUUACUCCCGUAUCAGCCGACAUCUUUUGGUUACGGCUGGAGAUGAUGGAUCUGUGCAUCUGUGGGAUACAACUGGCCGCAGUCCAAAGAUUUCUUGGUUGAAGCAGCAUUCUGCACCAACAACUGGUGUUAGCUUCUCACCUUCAAAUGACAAGAUAAUUGCUAGCGUUGGUCUGGAUAAAAAGUUGUAUACUUUUGAUUCCAGUACUAAAAGAUCCACAUUUUGCAUUCCUUAUGAGGCACCUUUCUCUUCAUUGGCAUUUAGAGAUGAUGGUUGGAUACUGGCGGCUGGCACAAGUAGUGGGCGGGUUGUAUUCUACGAUGUUCGUGGAAAACCACAGCCGUUCACUGUUCUUCGUGCGUAUGGUAGCUCAGAGGCUGUUACAAGUUUAUGUUGGCAAAGGUCAAAACCCAUUACUAUCAAUGAAAGUAAUUGUAAUGCUGAGAUUGCACUUCUGGGAGGUGCUGGGGAAGAUUCAAUCCUUAUGCCUGAUCCACUUCCUUCCGUGACAUCAUCAAGCCUUUCUCUUGCUACAGCAGUCCCUGGUUCUCGAAAUCCUGGCCGUUCAAGUCCCUUUGUUGAUUCGUCUUCUCUUAUGCCAACCAGCAGUGGAUCUACAUCAAGCACAAUGUACUCAUCUAACGCUGAGGAAACACCAAACCGAAAUCAUCUUUGGACUGGUGCAACUUUGUCGAGAUUACAAGCUCCUCGUACUAGUUAUAACUUCAAGGAUGAUAUGGAAGUAUUCUCUCCACUUGUGGAUGUUCAGCCAAUUACACCUUCGCUUGAUAAGUUAUGGGAUGAUCAUGAAGAGGGAAAGAAAGAUAAUGUAUCUGUUGAUAAAAAACCUGCAUCUCUGUUGUCCCCUUCACCCGGUAGAAGAUAUCCUUUUGCAGAUGACGGUGGAAAUAUUCCCCAUCCAAUCUCUGAUUGGAAAUUUAAUUCCAUUUCCAGACAGGAUGAUGCUCGAUCUUCCUCAUCACUAUCAACCACUACACCUGUUGCCUCAUCCAAGAGUGAAGAGUCUUCCACUACCCCUCCUGAAGUUUGGGGUGGCGAGGCAUUGCAUGAUAAAUUUAACCACCAUCGUCAAGCUGGUAUUUUGCCAUCUCGCUUUGGAACAUUGAUGCCAGGAUCCAUUGCAUCAACUUCCAAUUUUUCUGGCUUACAAGAUUCAUCCUUGCCCACAAGCUUUUCGAGUACGAGUUCCCUGGCAAAUGCAAACCUGAACUAUCCAAACCUGAGAGCAAGAGAUACCUCCUCCAGCCAAGAAACAUCUUUGGGACUACCAGAACAUGUUCGUUUUAGUUCUCUCUCCAUGUCCCAGGGGACAAAAAGCAUUGCAGCACAGGCUAAUCUGGAACUUCCUGUGUCAACAUCUCUGACCCUCCCUCGGAGAUUUUCCACUUAUGCAGAGAGAAUAAGUAGCACUCCCUCCUUCAGUGACGGGGCAGCCCUUGCAACAGGUUCACCAAAGGCCAAAAAAACAGGAGCUGAAACCAGGGAAGAGCUUAUAAGCAGUUUCUUGUCUAGAUCGGAAAUACAAGCAACCACAGGAUCAGGAAUUCAUCCUGUGAUAAAUGGAGAAACAUCACAAUCCCAUAGAAUACCUUCUCAGCCAGAUAUGCAGCAGGGAACCUCUUCAUUUACACUUCAGCUGGUUCAGCGCACUCUUGAGGAGACUCUAGCGUCAGUACAGAAAUCCAUCCAUGAGGAUAUGAGGAACCUUCAUAUUGAGAUAUUGAGGCAAUUUCAUUUACAGGAGAUGGAGAUGACAAGCGUAAUGAACUCAAUUCUUGAAAAGCAAGCCGAGUUGAUGAAGGAAGUGCAGUCUCUACGGAAAGAAAAUCAGCAGCUUCGCCAGUUGCUUUGAACAUUGAUUGAAGGUUGUUAACCCAUUCUGAUAUUCAUUUUUGAGAUUGUUAGCUGAGUUGAAGAAAGAAGUCCAGUCUCUACGGAAAGAAAAUCAGCAGCUUCGCCAGUUGCUUUGAACAUUGAUUGAAGGUUGUUAACCCAUUCUGAUAUUCAUUUUUGAGAUUGUUUUAUGGGAUCGUUCAUUCAAAAAUUCACGGUUCCCAUAUGAUUUGUGCUUAUUGAUAAAUGGGGAGAUUUUGAAUGAGGUUGUUAUCCGGCUCCUAGGGCCAGGUUUGCUGUAGUGGUGAUUGUUAUUUACAAAAGGUUGUUUGUUCCAGAAAAAG
Molecule: messenger RNA, 2878 nt
Organism: Telopea speciosissima
Lineage: Eukaryota; Viridiplantae; Streptophyta; Magnoliopsida; Proteales; Proteaceae
Product: protein NEDD1
Exons: 11
Coding region: 130-2553 (807 amino acids)
Biological process (GO): positive regulation of cytokinesis; regulation of phragmoplast microtubule organization; regulation of microtubule nucleation
Cellular component (GO): kinetochore microtubule
Molecular function (GO): protein binding; gamma-tubulin complex binding
Source: RefSeq, a predicted model, not a curated record